Molecule: messenger RNA, 3795 nt
Organism: Spirodela intermedia
Lineage: Eukaryota; Viridiplantae; Streptophyta; Magnoliopsida; Alismatales; Araceae
Source: the annotation of a GenBank genome assembly
AUGGAAGCGAUGGCCAUGUCCAGAUCUCUGCUCGCCGGUUCUACUCCAUGCGCAAACGCGUCGCUCUUCUCUGCUCGGUCCUGCUCAGAACCUCCGUUAGCGCCGUUCCUCAGCGUGGGAAACGGAGCCCCUCAACCUUCGCGGCUGACACUAUCGACGUCGAGAUCCCCUCUAGCAAAGCCGCCGCAGAGGCCACACGGCUUAGUUGCUCGAUGCACGGCAGAUGUCGCGGUGCCCGCCGAAACCGUCCCAAUCGAGAAGAGUACAGAAAACCCGCUCCUCUGACUAUUGAUUUCUCCGCUUCCUUCUGGGGAAGCAGAACGAGUCAUCGCUGUUUCUGGUGUUCUAUCUGGCAGGGUUCGAGGCAUUCCCUACGGUUAUGGAUAUCAACCAGAUUCGCGACAUUUUGCCCCAUCGGUGAGUUCCCCUGAUCGGUCUUCGUGGUAAACAUCUCGCUGUUCUACCUGUAUUUGGAGCUCUGAUCGGUUUUCUUUACUCUGUUCCUGAAAUUUUGGAGUUCAGGUUCCCGUUUCUUCUGGUGGAUAGAGUGAUCGAAUACAAACCUGGAGUCACUGCUGUCGGUAUCAAGAACGUGACAAUCAAUGACAACUUCUUUCCCGGUCAUUUCCCUGAAAGGCCGAUUAUGCCCGGUGUUCUGAUGGUGGAGGUAAUUUGGGGAAUGAGUUGUCUUCUCUGAUAGGAGCUUUCUUUCUGUCUUUCUUCACUGCAGUGCUCUUGAGUAUUUUGAAACCGGAAGAAAAACCCCAGCUUCUCAAAUUACCAGUGAGUAGAGAAACAUUAGUCAAGCGUCUAACUCUUGUUCAGGCUGAUUUCGAUCGACAGAGUCAACGUUUUAUCUUCUUUCGUGGUUGGUAUUCUCAUGGAAACCUGAGGAGUAGAGGAUUAGACGCCCAUGUUUCUUGUUUAUGGAUGCCUUUUCACUUCAUGAUCCUUCAUAGAUGCUUGAUGGAAGGAGAGAUAAAAAUCAGUGCUAUAAUGACUAGAAGCUCCAAGUGCUCAGGAACAGUGACUUCGACCCGACUCUCAAACAUUAAUACAGAUAGAAGCACAAAAAUUCUCUAUACUUUUUUCUCCCUCCUGUUGUAUCAGAAAAUAGCUGCAAGUAAGUGAUUACGCUAUACUUUUCAAGAGCUUGCCACUUGGUAAAUGUGUGUUUAUUGGUUCUUACCGGUUUCCCAUGGACCGUUUUUGGUGGGGAUAAAAAAAAAAAAAGCCAGAUAUUUCAGCUUUGAUUGACAUCCCGAGUGCUCAAGGUUUUUCUAAUGCAGUUCCAACUGAUUUUAUCAUUAGAUCACAUCAAAAUCCAUGUUUUUCUCCAAAGCAACUUCUCUCUGGGUUGUGAAUAGUUUCAGAUGCCAUCAUAUGAUUGUCAUGAAUAUGGCUGUCCUUCACAAAGCCUGAUCUGUCCUUGUCAACCAAAAACACCAAACCUUAGGGUUUCAUCUGAUUUGUUCAUCCCACAUUGCAUUCUCAACUAUUCCUCCGAUAUGGAUACCAAACUGCCUCCCAUUUGAAUAGAAAAGAUAUUUUUUAAUACCUGAGCAUGAUGAUUCUCGCCCUUCUAUGAUUUGCUUAGUUUUUUAUUUUAAACUUCUAGAUACUGCAACAAACUGAGGACCCUUUUUACUGAUGUCGUAAGUAUAUUUCCUUUUUAUUAUUAUUAUUAUUAUUAUUAUUAUUAUUAUUAAUUAACUACCAUUGUCAUACUCUGUCCUUCUCGGAGGAUUCGCUCAUGAAGGACCAGUCGUGUUCUAAAGGCUUUUACUUUUCGUGACUGAAUUUCUCACUAAGGACCAGUCAUGAUCACUAUGUCACAGAACUGGAAGGAUGUAGCAACGUUCAAACUGGCUCGUUUUUCAAUGUCGUCGUGAAACAAUAUCGUUAUCACCAUUAGCCUAUAAGUCACAAACUAAUGGGCGUCAGGAAUACUGAUCACAUAUCACAUACGAUUCACAACUCUGCAUAUCAUACCUUUCUUCAUUAUCUCCUUCCAUAUUAUCUCCUUUGCUAAAAUGAUUGAUUCUAUCUUUUAACAGAUGUUCCCGGUUCUGGUGUUUUCAGAUCAUCUCUGAUAGCUUUCACAGACCUUAUCCCAUGUUCCCAUUAACCCUACAGCCCAUGUAUCAGAGCUCCCUGAUCACUGGUCCCCCUAUUUAUUCCCUCACAUUUGCUUAAGCGUCUUCACUUGAACUAUUUCAGUCGCAUUAAACUCUCAUAUUUUAUCAUCACAUCAAAUUUUAUCAUUCGGUAUUCCAUCAGAAACUUGAUGUAUAGAUUUUUUUCGAAAAGAAUUGUUCAAAUUUAUAUCAUCCCAUCACAAAGAUUUCCAGGGAAGCUCCUCUGUGAAGCUCAAAAUGAUAGAAAGAAGUGCAUAACAUUUUCUCAUUGAUAUUUGAUUAGGCGUUUGCUUUCUAGUUGCUAAAUCUACUUUGGUGGGAUCUUGUGGAUUCAUUAUGCAUGUGUGUUGAUCUGUUUGGAUCAAAGAAAACUUUGACGGCCGAGUCUCCCACUCGAAUUAUCACCACCUGUUCUUGGUUGGGCAUUAUUGGCUCAGAAGGCCGUGGAAAUUUGUCCUUUUGGAAUUUGGGCGUGAAAAAAUUGAUUCCCUUUUGGGUUCGAAAAUUUCAUGUGAUGGGCAUCUUUUUAUUGAUUAUCCAUGAUAUUUCAUGAUAUCAGCUUCCCUCUCUUUCUCUCUCUCUCUCUCUCUCUCUCUCUCUCUCUCUCUCCAUCGCCAUGUUUGUGAGUGUAAUCUUGCCGGGAGCAGUUGCUUCCAAAGUCUGAGAAUCAGUUUAUAAAAAGCUACUUGGAUGUCGAUGAACUGAUGCAUUUUUAUUUACCAUGGUCCAUGUUCGUCUGCACUUGAUUUGGCAAAUAAAUAAGUCAUUUGUUUUGCCAGAGAAUGAGCAAAUAAAUCAUUGCCCAAGCCAUUUCCCCGCAGAAUCUGAGGCUAUAUUUUGCCUGGGAAUCUGGUUGAAUGCUCUCUCUCUCUCUUUCUCUUUCUCUCUCUCUCCUGUGAGUUUGCUGAUGGGAUUGUGGUGAUCUUCUCCCUCUCCCUCUUUCUUCUCUUACUCGCUCUCUCUCUCUCUUACUGUCUCUCUCUCUAUUUCUCUCUUGCGUGAGUUUGGUGAUGGAUGGUGAUCUUCUCCCUCUCCAACUUCCUCUCUCUUUCUCCCUCCCUCUCUCUCUCUCUCUCUCUCUCUCUCUCUCUCUCUCUCUCUCUCUCUCCAACUCUCUCCAACUCUCUCUUGUGUGAGUUGGUCGAUGGUGGUGAUCUCUCCCUCUCCCUCUUUCUCUCUCUAUCUCUUACUCUCUCUCCCUCUUUCUCUCGCUCUCCUUCUCCCUCUCUCUCUCGUAUUCGCUGGAUAUCCAUUUCCACCCAGAAUAUGAGGCUUCAUUUAUCCAAGAUCUUGUUGAAUGUUCUCUCUCUACUACUCUUUUUUUUCUCUCUCUCUCUAACUAUUGCGUGUGGGUUUGGUGAUGGGAUGGAUGGUGAUCAUCACGUGUGUGUGGGUGUGUCAGGCAAUGGCGCAGGUGGGUGGGCUGGUGAUGCUGCAGCCGGAGGUGGGCGGGUCCCGGGAGAACUUCUUCUUCGCCGGGGUGGACAAGGUGAGGUUCCGGAAGCCGGUGAUCGCCGGGGACACGCUCGUCAUGCGGAUGACCCUCGUCAAGCUCCAGAAGCGCUUCGGCAUCGCCAAGAUGGAGGGCAAGGCCUUCGUCGGCGGCGACCUUGUCUGUGAAGGAGAGUUCCUCAUGGCCACCGGCACCACCGAAUAA